UAAAACAUCGCGGGUCUAACAGUUUUGGUCGUACAGUUAGUGGUGCGCCGCCACAUGGCAAAAUCAACACAUCACACACGAACCGAUUUGACUCCCGAGCAGUCCCAGGUCAGACGGGAAAUCUCGCAAAAUCUCUCGAGAUCAAACGUGAUUUCAGAGUAAACAAUCAUGGCGGACGAAGAGGAUGCUGUGGCGAUAGUUUGCAGUUUGUUUUUAUCCGAAAAAAAAACUUUCUCAAAAGAAAAGGCGAUGGUCAAAGAAGUGGAGACAAGACAACGCGAGCAUGGACUAUACUUGCUACAUCAUGAUAUGGAGAUUUGUGCAGAAUUCCAUCGAAUAACAAGUAAAAAUUUAAAGAGUACAUUUUAUUCUGCAUUUGAUAAGUACAUGCCACGCCUAAUGACGAUGUACCGUGAAAAAGCGGCCUGCACUGGCAAAACUUCUGAAUUGCUAAGAAGCAUCUUCAGGACCUAUGAUCUCCUUGAAGACGUCAAUAUCUACAGCAGACGGACAGUUACUCUGCGGGCCCUUCCCAUCUUCCUGCGGGAAGAUGCUGCUGGAUUUUUUAAGACCUGGAAUGCAGAAGAAAUUGACCUCCCAGACAUCUCGGACGCAACUCUUGCUAUUCUCACUGUCUCAAGUGAUACGGACUCCCUUGUGACGUUUGCUCCUGCUAUUAAUUCUAUAGUUCUUGAGGGACAUAUUGUUGUGCGUGAUAUAGCGGAGUUGACAGAGGCAUUCAUUUUGCUGUUCGGUUUAAUUUAUGCACUUCACCUUGAUUAUCCAAAACAAUUGUCAUACACAUUCAGUUUCAUUCAGAGAAUUAUAAUGGGUUUGGAUGACCUGAAGGGGUUACCUCCAAGACUGCUUAGCCUUAAAAAUGAGUUGAUGAUGGAUGAGUAAGCCUAAGUCUGCUUUCCAAAUGUCAUUGUUGGUGCUGGCAGCAUGUUUACAAUCAAGCAAGCAAUGGAGUACCAUUUUUUUCCUGCUUUUUAUUAAUGCCGCCCUAUUAUUGUUGGCCUAUUAUUUAGUUUUUUGAGAAUUUUUACCUUUGUGGUUAUUUCUUUGAUUUUCUGUAUGACCCCUAUUGCUAGGGAGGGGUUUCUGUUAAAUAAAAUAAAUGAAAUCUGCAAUGAAAUUGUCUUUUGAAUAGUUUUUUAUUUGAACCUUACAAAUAAAUUAUUGUUGAUUUUGAGGAAAAUAGUACACAUAAACAAACAAUAAAAUGUGUUUCAAUAGAGUGAAGUCAACUUAAAAAUAUAAGAGGCUGAAUUGACAAUGUUUAGGUGUGAGACUGAACGAGUCAUGGU
Paramisgurnus dabryanus is the source of this 1310-nucleotide messenger RNA. Lineage: Eukaryota; Metazoa; Chordata; Actinopteri; Cypriniformes; Cobitidae. The record is from RefSeq and is a predicted model, not a curated record.